AUGGCACCGUUAAAAGAUCUAGGUUUGGGUCAAGUCCUCGCCCGAGCCCUCUCCUCAUCAACACUCUCUCAACCACCAACUCUCGUCUCCCGCCAAACCGUCGAGACCGUCACCGUUACUGCAGACAAUGGAAACAGCGCCCAAACUCUAAGCGGCGGAGCAAUUGCUGGUAUUGUCAUUGGUUCCAUCUUUGGAAUUCUCCUCCUUCUCUGGAUCAUUCGCUCGUGCACCAACCUAGGUGCGCCGCCACAGGAGAGGGAGAAGUGGUAUCACUACAAGGAAGAGCCUCGACAUCAUCACCGCUCGCGAAGUAGACGGUCGCAUCGGUCGAGCAUUUCUGCACCUCCUCCCAUUGUUGUUAGGGACUCGAGAUCGAGAAGUCAUCGACGGGGAAGGUCGCCUGGAUAUCAUGGACGGGAUCGCAGUACGCGGUAUUACGUCUAA
Molecule: messenger RNA, 444 nt
Organism: Fusarium venenatum
Lineage: Eukaryota; Fungi; Ascomycota; Sordariomycetes; Hypocreales; Nectriaceae
Source: RefSeq, a predicted model, not a curated record